GGUUCCUCUUAACCAAUGGGGUUGACGCUAGUAACUAACCAAUCGGAGAGCGUGUGGGAAUUUCUGGAGUCGGUGAGAGGCUUCUCCUUAUUGGUGAGAAUGCGCGAUGACGUUUGGAGCGGGGGCGUGGCUUCGAAGGCGACUUUCCUCAGAGAAGCGGCCAUGGCGACGGGGGAUGGAGGCGAAGAGGAGCCGUCCUCGAGGUGGAGGGACCCCGCAGGCCCUGUGGCGCCGGCCCGGGCGAAGAGCGACCUGUCCUACUUUCACUCCCAGCAGGGGCAAUGGGACAAGAAGAGGAUGAGCAGGGAAUCACCAGUGGAGAAAAGGGGACCCUACAUCAUGAGCAAAACGCCUUCUAUUCAGGACAAACUGCAGAAGCAUCGUGAGAUGGCAAAGGCAAUGCUGAGGAGGAAGGGAGUGAUUGCGGGAGCCAUACGGCACCAACCUAAGUCAACAGCCAAAAGGUCAGUGAAGUUUAACAAAGGCUAUGCUGCUCUCAGCCAGACUGCAGAUGAAACCCUGGUGUCGCUGGAUUCUGAUAGUGAUGGGGAGUUGGAAUCACGAUGUUCCUCUGGUUACUCCUCUGCAGAGGUCAAUCAGGAUCUUAGCCGCCAGCUACUCCAGGACGGGUAUCACCUUGAUGAAAUCCCCGAUGACGAGGACCUCGACCUCAUCCCCCCUAAGCCUAUUUCAUCCUCGCCUUGUGCCUGUUGCUUUGGGGAGUCUUCCUCCUGCUCCAUCCAGUAAGAGGCGUUCUUCAGAGAGACGUCCUGCACAGGUCAAGAUAGCAGCACUUUUUCUUUCUUUUGGGGAGCGUGGAUGGCAGGCGAUGGACGCCAGCCCAACCCUGACUAAGACCAACAAGGAGAGAAAAGGGAAUUUGGUGACUGGGAGAACCAGGCAUCCCUUUGCACUGUUGGCACUUGCUCAGGGCGCCAAGUGUUCUUUCAGGGCUAUUUAUGGUGGUGCAAUAUAGAACGCUAUUAGGUGCAAGUGCUCAGGAGGCAGAGGGCCAGCACAUUAUUAGCCUUGCACUUGUGGAACGGGGCCGGGCAAUGGAGAAGUCAGAAUGAAAGAGGUCAAAUCUCCAUCUCCAGGAUGGCAAGCUAAGAUUCUUAUCUACCAAAACUUGGGUGUCCAAACAAAAAUAAAACGGCAACACUAAGGUCUGAACAAAGAGGAUCUUCCUAGUGUACUCAGGAUCCUUUCCUUUCGUGCCUGGACUAUAAUUUCUCUUAGUAUGGCGAAAUCCUUACCGGGAAGUCAUCUUGGUGUUACUGACCCAUUGGAGAGGAUUUCCAAUCUCAAUCAGCUUGAUCCAUCAUGUACCUUUUGGACUCUCAAUGCUAUCUCGGUAGCCAAAAUGGUUGCUUUUCAAUUUCUUCAAGCUUCAAAGCAAUUUAAGUGUUUACACAAACUUCUGUUUUAUCCUAAGGAUUCAGGUUUUGGUUUCAUGAAUGGAAACUUGGGAGUUGAAUUUGUAGGUUCUGUAGUAAAAGGAGAGGCCAAUUCUAUUCUCUUUCCCUGGAGACCGCACCUCUUGACAGGCUGGGGACUGUUCAGGGAAGUCACUGAAUUCAGUGUGAAGGAAGAUGGCAAAUGGCAGAUUGUUGUUGGUUGAAGUUGCUUCCUUUGUUGGAAACUUGUGCAUGUUCAGACAAGAAGUCCACCAGACCUUGGUGCUGAUAACCUCUGCUCUACAGAUGGGUGAUCAGCUGCUUGGAUCUUCUGGAAAGGCCUAAUUCUGACUUAAAGGUGCUGUUUCUCUUUACCCAUUUUGCACACAGGGGCCUGCUUUUAAAAUUUGCAGGAAAUGCAGUCCUGUCCCUGCAGAUUUAAGGAAGCUUAUAUGAGAGUGAGAACUGUCCAUUUUCCAGUUACACGCGCCUGGUAGCAAGUUGCAUCCUAUUGUUAUAACAACCUUAGAGGCUGGAUAAGUGGCUGGAUAGGUUGUGAGAGUGACUGGCACAAUGGGAAAGGGCACAACCGUCCAACAUACUGUGCGGACGGUUUUGCAACUGCGGAUUCCAGCAUCACAACACAGCUACAUGUGUGUGAUUUUGCAGCAUGCAGCUACGGAAUAAGCUCUUGGUCCCGGUGCAGGAAAUGAACUGACACUAAUUGCAGAAUCUUUCAAUGCUAUAUUAGCUUCUGUAACCAAAAAGCUGGGAGCUUAUUUUGUCCCAUGGAUGGCAAGAAGACCUACUUUAGGUCAGAUGAAGCCAGUACCUGUUUACCGUAACUUGGAUGCUGUUUUGUGGGCACCAAGGAUACAAGUGGGUCUGAAUCAGUCAUUUUUGGUGCUCCAACUUCGGGGCACCAUCCCUGGUGGAUCCACUGCCGUGGAGGCAGAUAAGUCACGCUUUCUUUUGCUAAGGUUUGUCGUGUAGUUGGACAAGUCAUGAUUUCUCCAAUCCAUUUAGGAGUUUAGCACUGAAUGAGCUUUGUUUGGAACAUCUGCAGGAUUCACUGGCCUUCCCUACAAAAUAGCAUUACAUUUCCAAUAGCAGGAAGUUCAUAAGACCUUGCACUAAUGCAGUUAUUCUGGAAUAGCGGUUCCAAGCCAAAGAUGGCAGCUGCUCCUUCCUAGAAAACAUGUGGGUAGACAUGGGAUGGAGUGGCCUCUUAGCAAAGAGAUUUAAUCCUAGACCAGCACCCUUCAUUCUUCUAAAUCAAGGGAACCUUUGGCCAUUGAGAUACUGCUGGUUACCAUUCUCAUUACUUGUGGUGGCAGAAAAGUUGAAAUCCAAAAUGUCCAUGUUGGGAGUGAGGUCUUCUCCUGAUCUUGAUUUUUUUCUAGGUAAACAAUACAGUUGGCACUUGGGAAGCUGAUGGGAAUGUGAGAAUAGUUUUAUUGGGAUACAACACUGACCAUAGCACAAAGCAGUGUUUGCCUACCACAUUAUUGGGGAAUAUUGCUAGCAAGGGGAGAUAAAAACUAUUCCAGCAUUGGAGCCUCUAGGCACCCAUAAUCUCUUGCUUUUUACUUUAUUUGGGUGUCUGAGAUGACUUUACACUUUUACUUGAUGACUUUACAAAAGUUAGAUUUUCAUAACAGAGCUGGAAGUCUUCUGACUAAAUUUAGAUGCAGGAUAACCAUGGGGAGGAUGAGCAGAGGCACUAUUGUUAGGAGAUACUGCAUCUCUGCCCCGAAUCAAGUCUUGUCAGUGAAGGAGGAAGUAUGUAUAUGUCCUUUUAUUUAUAUGGCAAUUAUAGGGAGAAGGGAGGUCAUUCUGCCCUGGAAAGGGCUUUAAAAGCUGCCUUAAAAAACUAAAUACAUUAUAUAGGAAGACAAUCCUAUUGGAGAUUUAAUAUUAUUGUAUGUAUAGAGAACUAUGGAGUUUUUUGUUUUGGUACAUUCUAAGCAAGGGAAACGUAUAUCAAUAAACUUCUACCUUGUA
Messenger RNA from Anolis carolinensis (green anole), 3401 nucleotides. It is a transcript of the gene fam219b, whose product is annotated as family with sequence similarity 219 member B. NCBI's taxonomy places the organism in Eukaryota, Metazoa, Chordata, Lepidosauria, Squamata, Anolidae. The transcript is spliced from 6 exons. Bases 16 to 747 code for a protein of 243 amino acids. The record is from RefSeq and is a predicted model, not a curated record.